AUGACCAAAGUAACUGCUUCUAUCGCCGUUAAUGCCCUUGUGGAUAUCGAUCCUUAUUUAGCACCUCAUGUUGAGGAGCUUGUCUAUAGACGAAAGCUUGCUGAUGAUUGGCUAUCCAAGUUCGACAAGGAUGAAGGAGGUAUUCUCAAAUUUGCCGACUCUUACAAGUCUAUGGGUCUUCACAUUCAGUCUGACAAUUCCAUAAAAUAUAAAGAAUAUGCUCCCAAUGCUGUUGCUGCUUGUGUAAUCGGAGACUUCAACAACUGGGAGCACGAUAAGCAUGUAAUGGAAAAGCAGGAUUUUGGCUUUUUCGAGAUUACUAUUCCCCCAAAUGCUGAUGGUUCCCCGGCUAUUCCUCACAAUUCUCGUGUCAAGGUAUUCUUUACUUUACCUAACGGCGAGAAAAUCGCUCGGAUUCCUCCUUAUAUUACUCGAGCAACGCAGCCACCUAAAGAGUACAAAAAUCCCACUUUUGAAGCUAGGUUUUGGAAUCCUCCUGUCAAGUACCAGUUCAAGAAUAAAAGACCUGCUCUGCCUACUUCCUUGAAGAUCUAUGAGGCUCAUGUCGGUAUUUCCACUCCGGAACCUCGUGUUGGUACCUACAAAGAAUUCACCAAAAAUCUACUUCCAAUCAUCAAGGAUUUGGGAUAUAAUACAGUCCAACUCAUGUCCAUUAUGGAACAUGCUUAUUAUGCUUCCUUUGGUUACCAAAUCACCUCUUUUUAUGCAACAAGCUCGAGGUUUGGAACUCCUGAAGAUCUCAUGGAACUCAUCGAUACUGCUCAUGGCUUAGGUUUACGUGUCUUAUUGGAUGUUGUUCAUUCUCACGCUUCAAAGAACGUUGAAGAUGGUCUAAACAUGUUUGAUGGUACCGAUUAUUGCUAUUUCCACUCAGGUGGUAAGGGUACCCAUGAUCAAUGGGACUCCCGUUUGUUCAACUACGGAAGCUAUGAGACCUUAAGAUUUCUUCUCAGCAAUUUGAAGUAUUACCUAGAGGAGUUCAAAUUUGAUGGUUUCCGGUUUGACGGCGUUACUUCCAUGUUGUAUAUCCAUCACGGUAUUGGCGAAGGAUUUUCUGGAGAUUAUAAUGAGUACCUAUCACCUUUUGCUCCAGUUGACAAAGAAGCUCUGACCUAUUUGAUGUUGGCCAAUGAUUUAUGCUCAACAUAUUCUCAGGGGGAGAAUUUUGAGAUUACCACCAUCGCCGAAGAUGUUUCUGGCUAUCCGACUCUAUGUAGACCACGCCUAGAGGGUGGUGUUGGAUUUGAUUAUAGGCUUGCCAUGUCUCUACCCGACAUGUGGAUUAAGCUUCUCAAGCACGAGAAGGAUGAAAACUGGAAUAUGACCAAGAUCUGCUAUACCUUGUCGAAUAGAAGAUACAAAGAGAAGUGUGUUGCUUAUGCAGAAUCGCAUGAUCAGGCAUUAGUUGGAGAUAAAACACUUGCGUUCUGGCUAAUGGAUGCUGAAAUGUACACUAAUAUGUCUCUUCUUACACCCCUGACCCCUGUCAUUGACAGAGGUAUUCAAUUACAUAAAAUGAUUCGUUUGAUUACGCAGGUUUUAGGUGGUGAAGCUUAUUUGAAUUUUGAAGGUAACGAAUUUGGACACCCAGAGUGGCUUGAUUUUCCCCGCCAGGGUAACGAUGAGUCCUACUGGUAUGCCCGUCGUCAAUUCAACUUGAUUAAGGACGACAUGCUUCGAUACAAACUCCUUUAUCAAUUUGACAAGGCAAUGAAUACCACUGAGGGAAGAUAUACCUGGCUUAAUUGCGAUCCAGCUUAUGUCUCGUUGAAGCAUGAAGGUGAUAAAAUGAUCGUCCUUGAACGUAACAACAAGUUGUUCAUCUUUAACUUCCACCCUACCAAUUCAUACACAGACUAUAGAAUUGGGGUCGAGAAAGCCGGUGCAUAUCGGAUCAUUCUUAAUUCAGAUCGAGCAGAAUUUGGAGGUCAUGACCGUAUAGAUGAACAAAAGUCGGAGUUUUUCACCACUGCAUUUUCUUGGAACAACCGUUCUAACUAUAUUCAGGUCUAUAUUCCGUCUAGAGUAGCUCUUAUUUUAGCGUUGGAGGAGGAAAUUAAAGAGAAUAACUGA
This is a messenger RNA of Brettanomyces nanus, 2094 nucleotides long. RefSeq names its product alpha-1,4-glucan branching enzyme (gene GLC3). Gene Ontology annotation, cellular component: cytoplasm. The record is from RefSeq and is a predicted model, not a curated record. Gene Ontology annotation, biological process: glycogen biosynthetic process. The transcript has a single exon. Bases 1 to 2094 code for a protein of 697 amino acids. Gene Ontology annotation, molecular function: hydrolase activity, hydrolyzing O-glycosyl compounds; cation binding; 1,4-alpha-glucan branching enzyme activity. NCBI's taxonomy places the organism in Eukaryota, Fungi, Ascomycota, Pichiomycetes, Pichiales, Pichiaceae.